Messenger RNA from Aplosporella prunicola CBS 121167, 379 nucleotides. RefSeq lists its product as uncharacterized. The transcript has a single exon. The record is from RefSeq and is a predicted model, not a curated record. NCBI's taxonomy places the organism in Eukaryota, Fungi, Ascomycota, Dothideomycetes, Botryosphaeriales, Aplosporellaceae. The coding region runs from base 8 to 337 and encodes 109 amino acids.
GGCGUACAUGGCCGUUUACUCAGCGCGCUGCAUUGUGCAGUACGUCCAAUCCAAUCCCAACCCUACGCAACGCCCAACAAACAACAUCGCAUCUUGCUUUAAAACCAUCCAUGCCCUUAGCAUCAGCAUCUCCACCCCCUCCGCCACACCACUACCCCUUCUGACACCCCCGUCGUUGCUUCUUUUUUCGUCGCACUAUUCUUUCCCCAUCCGGCCAUCGCGCUUCCCUUUUCCGGCCGCGACGCGCUCCCCGGCAUCCCAGUUCCCGGUUUCCCCAACCCCGGGCUCCCCGUACAUACGUGGUCCGUAUCGCGCAAGGGCGAUCGCGCUGGGAUAAUCUCUCCACCAAUCGUAGAGGAAAGAGGCUGCAGAGCGGAAG